Linum trigynum is the source of this 867-nucleotide messenger RNA. The record is from the annotation of a GenBank genome assembly. NCBI's taxonomy places the organism in Eukaryota, Viridiplantae, Streptophyta, Magnoliopsida, Malpighiales, Linaceae.
UUCGUACUAAAAUCCCCGACAUUACGUUAUGCAAUUUUGGAGUUUUCCGACGGCACCAAUUAAGAAUAAAAAAAAAUUCCCAAUUUCCUCCAUCGCAAUCAAAGAACACGCCCUGCCCCAGUCCCCGCAAUUUCCACACCAUUCAUUGACUUCUCUACUUCCUCUCCCUCCAUUAUUUUCCAUCAUCACUUGGCCCAUAAAAUUCCACCCAUUAUUGCCUUCACAAAUCUCUUCAGUUCAUCCCCACUGUCCCUCUACACACUCUCGUUGUCAAAUAAUGGAGCAGAUGAACUUCUCGUACAAGUUCGGGGAGAAGCAGGGGGCCGCCGUUGAGGAAUUGGAGGCUGCUAAGUCCGAUGAGCCGGUCACCGCUUACCCCCCGCCGGCUGAUUUAGGCUACGUCUAUCCUCCGCCGCCACCGCAGCACCAGUAUUUCGGUUACCCUUCGGCGGCGCCAGCUGGAUACGAGGAGGAGUUACGGUGCUAAUUGUACAAUAGUUAGCACCGUCCUAACCAAGGGAAAAACUACUACUAGUUUGAAUUAGUAGUGAUUUAGUUUAGAUGUUGUAUUGAUUUUAUAAUAAUCCGUAGUGAUUUCGUUAUUUUUAGUAGCGUUUUUUGCUAGUUAUCACGGUGCUAACCCCUAUAAGGGUUAGCAGGGUUAGCACCUAAUCCCAUCCCAGAUACGGGUACUACCAGCCGCCACCUUCAGGUAAAAUUGUAAUUGUAAGUUUAAGCGUUUUAGUGAUCUAGAAGCGUAAAAAUGCAAACUUUUAAUUUUAAAGCUUAUGCCCUGUUCACUUCCCAUCUCAUUUUCUGUUUUCUGUUUAAAAAAUGAAAAUCAGGAAACAAAUGACAUUUAAACGU